This is a messenger RNA of Carcharodon carcharias (great white shark), 2258 nucleotides long. RefSeq lists its product as uncharacterized. Bases 99 to 2195 code for a protein of 698 amino acids. Lineage: Eukaryota; Metazoa; Chordata; Chondrichthyes; Lamniformes; Lamnidae. Gene Ontology annotation, molecular function: protein binding. The transcript has a single exon. The record is from RefSeq and is a predicted model, not a curated record.
UGCAGGUAGCACCAGGUGAGUGCCAGAGGGAAGCGGCAGUGGCGCCGGAGCCGGUACCAGGAGCCAGAGCAAAGGGUUUCGAUGACAUUUCGCCAGUGAUGGCCGCAACUUUCAGUCAGGAAACCGUUUUGGAUUUUCUGCUGCUUCAUCGUGGAAAGGUGAGGAAUGCGGAUCUGACCGCUCAUUUCAGCCAUUUCCUCAGGGACCCUGAGAGGCAGCUGCAGACCCGCGAACAAUUCAAGAAGUUCGUCAACUCAGUCGCCGUGGUGAAGAUGGAAGGUGGGGUUAAGUAUAUACUUCUGAAGAAAAGAUAUGUAGAAUUGAUCCCCGAAGAGAUUUCCACUUCAGGCCAUGUCAUCGCGCCUGCUCGUCCAAAGAUAGAAGAUAAGGUGAGGCAAAGAGCAGCUCAGUGCACCCAGCCGGCGGCUGCUGGACAACUUCCAGAGAGUCCGCUCAAGCAAAAGCGCCAGGAGGCAGUAGCACAGAAAGUCAGCAAAACUCACCGUCCUUCCAGAGGUGAGGAGAAAGCCACUCCCGAGGAGUUUGCAAAACUUUCCAUUGACGUUGUGCAGGAGCCAAAGGAGUCGCCGAAGGCAUUGCCAACUAUAUUACGAGGUGAAAACUGCGUCGAUGAAGCGAAUGGCUGCACCUUAUUGAGCGAAGGUAGUCGCCCACAGCUUGAGAUGGUCAGGGAAAAUGCCAAAAAGACCAAUGUGGACCAACCCGUUCGACAGAGGGAUUCAAGUGGAGUUCUCAACAAAGGCGAUGGAUCAGUUCUUUGUAAGUCAACAGAGCAGAGGUCUCGAAAUUUUAAAAGCAAAAGUAGAAGAGGUCCUGUAGCUCCAAGUCGUUGCGCGGGUGACACCCUGAGAUUAUUUAAUGAGGAUAGUAAACGCAGCAGCAAUUCCACAGCCUCGCCCAACCUUUCUCAUCUCGCCCCUCCUCGCUGUAUUGCUGAGUGUAGAGAGAAGGGAAAACCCAUCUAUGGACCUCCUCCAAGCUACAAUUCUGAAAUCAUUUCUGAUGCACCUGUCAUUGGAAAUUUGCAAUAUAAACCUGACCAAAAUCUUCUGGAGAAUUUUGCGGAGAAGCCAAAAAAUGGUUUUCAGCGAGUGCACAUGCAGGGCAGCACAUCUACUCACCAGAACAAAGUGGUCAACCACUGGAAAAAGCCUUCAUCACGAAUGAAACAUGGAAGUACUGACAAAAUACAGAACAUUUUGCCAGUAUUAUCAACUGGUAGUGACACUAAAGUGCUUGUAAAUUCAGCAGCAUAUACAGAAGAAUGCAUUCAAAAGAGUCAAAAAAAGCUGUCACAACAGCAUUGUCAGGCAUCUGAAGGAAGUGGGCAGCUAUUGGGUAAUAAAGGGCAAAGUAUAUCGCCCAAAAGACACAAACCUUCUCGUAAAAAGAUUAAGAUCAAUGGACUUCCUCACAAAAUGGCAACAGUCAACAAGUCAACUGCUCCAAAAAUAGUUGAUAGGGAAGCAUUUUUGCACAUAAGUGAUCAGCCAGUAAGUUUGACCCAGACAGAGAGUCAUGGUGAGUGCAGAGAAGAGGAUUCAUUAAAAAUUGGGCAUGCAUCAGAAAAAUCUUUACUUGAUUCUGUGGAGCAUGAAUGGAUGGUGAAAACAGCUGUUGGCAGGUUUGAACAGGCUUAUGCUUUAUUCUGCAAAGAUCCUAACUUUGCUAUGAAAAAGGAUUUUAUUUCUGGCUACACAGUGCUUCACUGGAUUGCAAAACAUGGCAACCAUCAUGCACUCUCUCGAUUUAUUAGCGGUGCAAGUAAAAUGAAAGUUAAACUAAAUGUGAACAUUAAAUCUACCUGUGGGUACACUCCACUACACAUAGCUGUUAUACAUGAACAGCUGAAAAUCAUUCAAUACUUAGUGAAGAAAUAUCAAGCAAAUGUUAAUUUAAGGGACCACAGUGGCAAGAAAGCCUGGCAGUACCUGAACAGUGAAUCUCCUAAAGAUGUGUGCCAGAUGUUGGGUGCUCCUGAACAUAAACAUGCAGUGUGUUCUGAGAACAGCAUAUUUCUAGCACAGAACAUCAACAAGCAAGAAUCGAUUCCUGCCAUAAGCAGAAAAACAUCAUUCUCUGCGCUUCUCAAAUCUCCACCGGUUCUUCGAAAAUUCAUGCACUGGGAUGUUGAUCGCUUUCAUACAAUAAUUGAGGAUGAUGAACAAGACUGAAAUACAACUUUUAAUAUCUUUUAUAAUUCGUAUCAGAAAUGAGAAUAAACGUACUGUUCAUCA